AUGCUCUUCCGGAAAGAGAAAAAGGCAGAGCCUCCUGCCGCGGCCACGGCGCAAAAUGAGGUCAUCGAGGACGAAGCCGCCAACGACAUGAUGCCAACCCUCACGGCCACAUCGACAGUGCCGCAGCACGAGUACCCCAAAGGCAUCCAGCUCGUGCUACUGCUGGCCUCCGUCUUCCUGACCAUGUUCCUCGUCGCCCUUGACCGACUGAUUAUCGCCACGGCCAUCCCCGAGAUCACCAACGAGUUCAACUCGCUCCCCGACGUGGGAUGGUACGGCUCUGCCUACCUGCUCACCACCUGCAGUUUCCAGCUGCUGUUUGGAAAGCUGUACACUUUCUUCGCCGUCAAGGGCGUGUGGCUUAUCUCCAUCUUUAUCUUCGAGGUCGGGUCUGCUAUUUGCGGUGCUGCGCCCAAUUCGACUGCCUUUAUUAUUGGACGUGCGAUUCAGGGAAUUGGCGGUGCGGGCAUCUUCUCCGGUGCAAUUGUCGUCAUCGUAUAUGCUGUGCCUCUUGAGAAGCGACCCAUGUUCCAGGGCCUCUUCGGCGCCAUCUUCGGUCUGGCUUCCAUCAUCGGUCCUCUGGUCGGCGGUGCUUUCACAUCGAAUGUCACCUGGCGCUGGUGCUUCUACAUCAACCUCCCCAUCGGCGGUGUCGCUUUCGCCUUCUCUGCGUUCCUCCUGAGGGUCCCCGACCGGGACACAACAAAGCAGCCGCUCAGCAAGAAGCUCGCCCAGCUUGACGGCGUCGGUACUGCCGUUCUCAUCCCUGGAGUUGUCUGUCUCCUCCUGGCCCUUCAGUGGGGUGGCCUUGAGCACCCAUGGUCUGAUGGCCGAAUUAUCGCCCUGUUGGUUCUCGCAGGCGUCUUGCUCAUUGGCUUCGUUGCCGUCCAGGUGCUUAUGCCCAACACUGCAACCAUCCCCCCUCACAUCUUCAAGCAGCGCAGUAUCCUGGCUGGAUUCUGGGCCACUAUUUGCAUCGGAUCCCAGAUGAUGAUCUUUGUCUACUAUCUGCCCAUCUGGUUCCAGGCCAUCCAAGGUGUCUCUGCUGUGGACUCUGGCAUCCGUAUCCUGCCCUCGACCCUCUCCAUGGUUGUCGCAACCAUCUUUUCCGGUGCCCUCAUCACCAGAAUCGGCUACUACACCCCGUUCAUGAUCUUCGGAACAUGCCUCAUGUCCAUCGGCGCCGGUCUGCUCACAACCCUCCAGGUUGACACCGGAUCCGGCAAGUGGAUCGGAUACCAAGUCCUCUGGGGUCUCGGCAUGGGCAUGACCUUCCAGGCACCCAACCUCGCCGCCCAGACCGUCCUCAAGCUGCGCGACGUCCCCAUCGGCACCACCCUCAUGUUCUUCAGCCAGCUCAUGGGCGGCGCAAUCUUCAUCUCGGUCGGCCAGAACGUCCUCAACAACGAGCUCCUCAAGCGCCUCGCCCCGCUGCCCGGGUUCCGGCCCAGCUUCAUCUCGCAGGGCGGCGCCACCGCGCUGCGCACCGAGUUUCCCGCAGAGCUGCUCCCCGCCGUGCUGGACGCGUACAACGAGUCGCUGCGGAAGGUGUUCCAGAUCGGCAUGAUCCUCACGGUUUUAACAAUCAUCGGGUCUGCGACCAUGGAGUGGAAGUCGGUGAAGAAGAACGUGAAGAAGCCUGUGGCUGCGGGCGCGGAGGAGCAGCAGACGACGACGGGGGGUGCCAAGUCGGAUGGGGAGACGAUCGUGGAGGGGUCUGUGGCUCGGUCGGAGAAGGAUGUGGAUGUGAAGAGUGCGCCUGCGGGUGAGGCCAGUGUCGAGAAGGAGAAGGAGAAGGAGGAGAAGAUCUAA
Clonostachys rhizophaga is the source of this 1812-nucleotide messenger RNA. The record is from the annotation of a GenBank genome assembly. NCBI's taxonomy places the organism in Eukaryota, Fungi, Ascomycota, Sordariomycetes, Hypocreales, Bionectriaceae.